Molecule: messenger RNA, 1188 nt
Organism: Ichthyophthirius multifiliis
Lineage: Eukaryota; Ciliophora; Oligohymenophorea; Hymenostomatida
Product: WD40 repeat protein
Exons: 2
Biological process (GO): endonucleolytic cleavage to generate mature 5'-end of SSU-rRNA from (SSU-rRNA, 5.8S rRNA, LSU-rRNA); endonucleolytic cleavage in 5'-ETS of tricistronic rRNA transcript (SSU-rRNA, 5.8S rRNA, LSU-rRNA)
Cellular component (GO): 90S preribosome; nucleolus; small-subunit processome
Molecular function (GO): U3 snoRNA binding; protein binding
Source: RefSeq, a predicted model, not a curated record
AUGAAGAAAUUUUUUAAAAAAUCAAAACCUGAAUAAGAAGCAGAAAAUGUAACAUCUUCACUGAGGACAAUAUUGGGUCAUUAAAAAGGAAUUAAUGUUACUGUUUUUUCACCUAAUGAAAAAUUAAUAGCUUCAUCUUCUUAAGAUAAACAGAUAAAAAUUUGGGAUGCAGAAAAGCUAUAAUGUAAAAUAGUUUUAAAAGGACAUAAAAAAGGUGUUUGGGAUCUUUGCUUUUCACCUGUAGAAAAAUUAUUGUGUUCUUCAAGUGGAGAUUCGACAAUUAAAAUCUGGAAUCUAGAAAAUGGAGAAUGUGUUAGUACUUUGGAAGGCCAUUAAGGUACAGUCCUUAAAUGUAAAUGGAUUUCUUUUGGUCUUUAAAUAAUUUCUACGGGAGCUGAUGGACUUAUUAAGAUUUGGAAUGCUAAGAAAGGAGCUUGUCUUAAUACUAUAGAUAAGCACUAAGGAAAAAUAUGGGCUUUAGAUAUUAGUGAUUAUGAUAGAUUUGGUAAAUAAUAUAUGAUAACAGGAGGAAAUGAUUCUAAUCUAUUUUUUUGGCAAGAUAUAACAAAAGAAGAAGAAUAAAAAAAAAAAGAGUAAGAACAUGAAGUAUUAAUAUAAUAAGAUAAUUAUUAAUAACAUUUGAGAAAUUAAGACUAUUUAAAUGCAGCAAGAGUUGCUUUCUAAUAUAACUUUGUUAGUAAAUUUCAUUAAUCACUUGAAUUAUUAUUUAACAGAUAAAAUUUUUAGAAUGAAAUUAUAUAUACAGUAUCCGAUAUGUAAUUUUAAAUAAAUGAAAAUAAUAUAAAUGAUGAAGAAAUAUAAAAUUUAAUCCUCAAUUUUAUGUAAUUAGAUUUCAAUAAGUUACUUUACUAUAUAAGGGAUAUGAACACUAUUUAAAAGUAUUCUAAAGUUGCUUAAAAAGUACUUAACUAUGUUAUUAUGAAUACACAUAUUGAUUAAUUUGAGGGUCUAAGUAAAAAUUUCAAAAAGUAAGAAAAAUAAAAGAAAGAAAAUAAUAAAGACGAUAAAAUUAACAAUUGUACUCCUUAAUAAGAAUUUAUAAAUAUGUUGGAAAUCUUGAUUUCCUAUUCAUAAAGACAUGGAGAAAGAAUGGAAAAAUUCAUUAAAAAAUCUUAUUAUUUAGAUUUAGUUCUUUAGAAAAUGGAUAUUUUAUAAAUAUCUGAAUGA